AUGUCUCAGAGAUCAAGACUUCAAGGCAAGGUUGCCAUCGUCACCGGAGGAGGCUCCGGUUUUGGAGCAGCCAUCGCGCGGCGUUUCGGCGAAGAAGGCGCGAAGGUCAUUGUCGCCGAUAUCAAUGUCGAGGGCGGCGAGAAAGUCGCUUCCCAGAACGCUAGCAACCUAAUCUUCCAGCGCAUGGACGUCACCCAGGAAUCAGAUUGGAAUGCGGUUCUGGAUUUGGCAUUCUCCCAGUUUGGGCGAGUGGAUGUGUUGGUGAACAAUGCCGGGACUAGUUAUCGGAAUAAGCCCACGUCGGAAGUCACUGAGGAUGAGUGGGAGCGUGUCUUCAAGGUCAAUGUGAAAAGCAUUUACUUAUCUGCGAAGACCUUCAUGCCGCGUUUCAUCGAUCAAGGUCAGGGUGGGUCUGUGAUUAACAUUUCCUCGACGGGAGCGAGUCGGCCACGACCGGGGUUGGUGUGGUACAAUGCUUCCAAGGGAGCAGUCACGAAUGCUACCAAGGGUCUCGCUGCGGAGUAUGGUCCCCACAAUAUUCGAGUCAACAGUGUUGCUCCCCUCCUCUCCGGAACUGGGCUUUUCUCGAUGUUCACUGGAAUGGAAGAUACUCCCGAGAACAGAGAGAAGUUCAUUGGAAAUGUUCCACUGGGUCGCCUCACUGAGGCAGAUGAUAUUGCGAAUAUGUGUCUUUAUUUGGCUAGCGAUGAGGGCCGAUUUAUCAAUGGCACAGAGAUGGUUGUCGAUGGUGGAAAAUGUAUCUAA
Molecule: messenger RNA, 765 nt
Organism: Penicillium salamii
Lineage: Eukaryota; Fungi; Ascomycota; Eurotiomycetes; Eurotiales; Aspergillaceae
Source: the annotation of a GenBank genome assembly